Molecule: messenger RNA, 717 nt
Organism: Arachis ipaensis
Lineage: Eukaryota; Viridiplantae; Streptophyta; Magnoliopsida; Fabales; Fabaceae
Source: RefSeq, a predicted model, not a curated record
AUGGCUUACAUGGCCGGGCAAUCUGGCGGGUAUGGUAUGCUUCGAUUUACAAAACGGAAUUUUUACAAUUAUGCACACAGGCAACGGCUUGCACGAAUAUCGGAUGGGGAUGCAACAGCCACCAUCGGUUACCUAGAGGGUAAGGCGAAUGUGGACAUGAUGACAUCGGCACGCUACACACGGACCCCGGACAAUCGGCUGGGCAGCCUAUUUUGGGCUAAUGUGGAGUUGAUGGUGGACUAUCAGCUAUUCGAUGAUGUUUUGGCGUUUGAUUCUACGUAUCGUUCUAACAAGUACAGGAAGCAGCUGGUGGUUUUCUCCGGGUCAAAUCACCACAAACAAACAUCCAUUUUUGGGUUUGCGUUGCUGGAGGAUGAAGAGGUUCGUACUUACCGGUGGGUGUUAUUGAACCUAUUGGAUAUCAUGGGACAUAAGAAGCCUUGUGUAGUAGUCACGGAUGGGGACAAGGUGAUGCGCGCUGCAAUUGUUGAGGUGAUCCCGACCGCGAAGCAUAGAUUGUGCGGUUGGCACAUGGAGAAAAAUUGCGUCCAGAGGGUUAAGGAUAUAGAAUUCCGCAAGGUUUUUCAGAAAGCUCUAAAUGCAAACCUGGAAUCAACGAGUUUGAGGAGUAUUGGAAGACGGCGGUUGAGUCGCUUGGCCUAUAAGAUAACAGCUGGGUUCAGAGCACAUACGAUAGUAGAGAAAGCUAGGCAAUAG